Molecule: messenger RNA, 2211 nt
Organism: Diaporthe amygdali
Lineage: Eukaryota; Fungi; Ascomycota; Sordariomycetes; Diaporthales; Diaporthaceae
Exons: 1
Coding region: 1-2211 (736 amino acids)
Source: RefSeq, a predicted model, not a curated record
AUGCCAAAGUUCCUCGAAGCAAUCGGAGACUUGGCCAAGGGCGCGGGCGUUGCAGCCGACACCGCAGUCUGGCUCGGUCGCUACGCCAAACGGCAGUACAACAGCAGCAAAAAUGGAGUGUGUCUUCUGUGCAACAACCUUCAGCCCGAGGGCCAUGAAAAUACCUUUGUUUGGACACCGUCAGGGGCCCAGCGGAACGGCAGACCUGGUCAGAAUGUCCAAGGCGGCAGCGUGCUUGCACUCUACCUGGAAGACCUAUCAACCAAGAAGCUGUUAAAAAGCCGAGAGAUCGACAAACAGACAGGCGUACCAUUCAGGGACUGCAGAUACUGCCGACUUUUGUGUGAUAUCUUCGAUGCCUUCUACAUCGACGAGUGGAUGAGCUGGGUUACCGAGACGCACAAUGCGAUGCCGGUUUCAUUUGGUCUGAUGAUCAGACAGGGAGCGCCCCUUGUCGUCACGACCAUAGGCUUUGUUCACGACAAGUACUGGAAGGAUGCACGCUCAGAUGUGGAAAUCUACCUUGACCCAACUGUGAUUCUGAGCACCGUACCAUCGGGUUUGUCGCCCGCGAUGCCUGGUCUCCCGGCCAUAGGCCCGGCGAAUGUUCGACAGACUGACACUCGUUCCGAAAUCUGCGUGAGCUUCAUCAAGGACAGUGUCCGGCAAUGCUGUACAGAGCAUGGGGCUUGCAGGAGCAUGUCUGAAGCAUUCGUGCCCACGCGCCUCUUGUAUGUCGGGGGAGGAAACGCUGCCCUCAGGCUCUGCGAAACCACCACCUGGCAAGAACAGCCGCCAUAUGUGGCUCUCAGCCAUUGUUGGGGCGGAAGCAAACCUCUCUCACUGCUCAAAGCCCGGAUGGAAGAUUUCAAAAAGCAUAUCAACGUGGCAGACCUUCCAAACACUUUCAAGGACGCAAUCAUUGUGACACAGGAGCUCCAGCUGCCGUAUCUCUGGAUUGACUCGCUCUGCAUCAUUCAAGAUGAUACAACAGACUGGGAGCAGGAGGCUGCCAGGAUGGCGGAUGUCUACAGCAAAGCUUUCGUCGUCGUCACCGGAUCUUCAUCGCCCAAUCCAGAGACACCCUUCCUUGGACCCAGGGAAGACGAGUGGCUGACCAAGACCUUCAACUUUCCUGUUGCUCCAGGGGUCAACGUCCCAGUGAAAGCACGAAAGCGGGCCGUCCUAGCCGCACCCUUGGACCAAGGACUCCUCGAGCCACCGUUCACCACAUCCUGGGGAACUCUCAAGCGUGUCGGCCCAUUGUACAACCGUGGCUGGUGUUUCCAAGAAGCUUACUUGGCCACCCGAAACCUGCAUUUCACCCCUGGAUCACUAAUUUUCGAGUGCAAGACGCAUCGACGCGGUGAGGACCAGUUGCCACCUUACCCAUCCACCGCUCCGGGCACUUUGGGCCACCCUGAUCCGGCCGACCAGUGGCGCAUGCUCGUCAAGUCCUUCACGUCGCGCCAGCUAACCUUUGGCGGUGACAAGCUGCCGGCCAUCAGCGGCGCGGCCGUGACGAUGCCGCAGGCGCAGCAUGGGCGGUAUCUGGCCGGAUUGUGGGCCGAUACGUUGCUCCUCGAUCUGAUGUGGCAGGUGAUGCCGUGGUUUGUGCUUGCGGGGCAGCACAGUGAGUCCCUAGCGUACAACGACAAGGAAGGGGGACCGCCGACUUGGUCGUGGGCGUCUAUGAGAUGGGGGGUGGUCUGGACGAAGCUGAAAAUACCGCAACCCGUGGCCAGGGUUCUGGACGUGCAAGUUACAGUUGAGGGAGUCAAUCCGUACGGGAAGGUGUCCGGGGGCGUGAUCAAACUCCAGGGCCGUCUCAGACGGUGCCGGCUGAAGUUCGACAGCCGCUUGGAACAUGACGCGUAUUAUACGCUCGAAGAUGGCUCGACAAGCAAGCCCCAGCAUUACAGAACUGACGGGCCACUCUCACGCGAGACGGUGCCUGGACCAUAUGGGGCAAACGCGCGACGGGGCCGAGCCGGACCUUUCUGCAUCGACACAGACAAAGAGGAAGUGACUGCGGCAGUGUUCUUUAUCGCUUGUUGUCCAUUCGUCGGUCAUAUUGGUAAGCAGUACGUCGGACUUGUGCUGGGCUCAUCACCACGAUCUCCUGGACUUAUGGAAAGAGUUGGGGCAAUAUUCAACCUGCCCAGAAGUUGGUACGAUUCGGCAGAAGAAGCGGUUGUCACUAUCGUAUGA